This is a messenger RNA of Pseudozyma hubeiensis SY62, 798 nucleotides long. Its product is annotated as synaptobrevin. Lineage: Eukaryota; Fungi; Basidiomycota; Ustilaginomycetes; Ustilaginales; Ustilaginaceae. The transcript has a single exon. Gene Ontology annotation, cellular component: SNARE complex; endoplasmic reticulum membrane; Golgi apparatus. The record is from RefSeq and is a predicted model, not a curated record. Gene Ontology annotation, biological process: endoplasmic reticulum to Golgi vesicle-mediated transport; vesicle fusion. Bases 1 to 798 code for a protein of 265 amino acids. Gene Ontology annotation, molecular function: SNARE binding; SNAP receptor activity.
AUGAACUCGCUCUACAAUCAGGCAUUGCGGCAGUUCUCGUCCAUCCAAUCCGACAUAUCCCGCAUCGAUUCUGAGGGCUCCGCCGCCUCUUCAACCGCAUUCGGACCUGUCACCGUCUCCCUGUCAUCCCUCGAGCGAACUAUUGACGAAUACGAGAACCUCGCCAAGAAGGAGCUCAUCCAAUCCAAGCAGGAGAAAGCGCUCACACGAGUCUCCAAGUUCCGAACCGACUACUCCGAGCUCUCCUCCCAACUCGCACGUCUCAAAACAAAAGGUUCGCUCUCCAACGGCAACCACUCCUCUCCCUCUGCUUCCUCCUCUUCAACAACGCUCCGGUCCCCUACCAACGCUGGUUUCGGUCAGAAUGCAAACCGACGCGUGUCCGCCAUUGCAGAAUCACCGUUCAGCCUUCACGCCAGGAACUCCGCAUCUUCACCCUUCAACGAUCCACUAGCUGCGUACAAGAUGAACGCUUCCGCCGCAGCCAUGUUCGGCAACGAAGGGUUUUCGGCGAGGGAAUCGCACGCGUUGAGGGAACACUCCUUCAUCCAACAGACCGAAGCUCAGUUGGAUGCCUUCAUCGCACAGGGUAGAGAGGUCUUUGGCAACCUCGUGGAGCAAAGGGGCAUCCUCAAGGGAACGCAAAAGAGACUCAGAGAUGCUGCAAAUACCUUGGGUCUCAGCAGAGACGUCAUCGGCUAUAUUGAGAGGAGAAGCACUCAGGACAACGUCAUCUUUGCAGUAGGUGCCAUCUUCACGCUCGUUUGCUUUUGGUACAUCUACAAGUGGCUCGGAUGA